CGGGCGGGGCGGGGCUCGGCAGUCCCGGCGCGCUGCCGCCGCGUGGAGCCGAGCUGCGUGUUCCCGAUCCCUGCUCCCAUUUCCCUGCUGCUCCCUGCUGCUCCCGGCUCCCGGCUCCCGGCUCCCUCCGCCGCCCCGAGCCGUGCCCCCGCUGCGGGCCGGCGGCGCGGGGAUGGGCGCGGGGCUGUGAGCGCGGCCGUGAGCCGUGGCCAUGGGGAACAUCUCCUCCAACAUCUCCGCCUUCCAGUCCUUGCACAUCGUCAUGCUGGGCCUGGAUUCCGCGGGCAAGACCACGGUGCUCUACCGCCUCAAGUUCAACGAGUUCGUCAACACCGUGCCCACCAUCGGCUUCAACACGGAGAAGAUCCGGCUCAGCAACGGGACGGCCAAGGGCAUCAGCUGCCACUUCUGGGACGUGGGCGGCCAGGAGAAGCUGCGCCCGCUCUGGAAGUCCUACAGCCGCUGCACCGAUGGCAUCAUCUACGUGGUGGACUCAGUGGACGUGGACCGGCUGGAGGAAGCCAAAACGGAGCUGCACAAGGUGACCAAGUUCGCGGAGAACCAGGGCACCCCGCUGCUGGUCAUCGCCAACAAGCAGGACCUGCCCAAAUCGUUGCCGGUGGCCGAGAUCGAGAAGCAGCUGGCCCUCCACGAGCUGACCCCUUCCACCACCUACCACAUCCAGCCCGCUUGCGCCAUCAUCGGCGAGGGGCUGACGGAGGGUAUGGACAAGCUCUACGAGAUGAUCCUCAAGCGCAGGAAGUCCCUCAAGCAGAAGAAGAAGCGGACAGACAAUAGUGGUGAUAACAAAGCGGCUCCCGACAUCCCGGAGCUCCCCUCUCCCACCGCCCCGUGCUCUUGAGGGUCUGAUCCGGACUCCUUUGGUCUGGAAACAUGGAAAAACGGGAUGAAUCCCCCCUCUCCAUCCUCCAGGACCACCGAGCCUUUGUGUGCCGGGGAACCAACAGGGCAGGACCCUGUUGAAGUGCGUUCGAGCGGAGCCCAGCGUGCUUUCGGAUCUUUAGCGUGGGCGUUUGGGGGCAUUCGGGGGUGUCGAUGCCAGCUCCCCACAUGCAUUUUGGGGCGGGGGUGCGGAUGCAUCGUGGCUCGGCAAGGUCAGCGGGGAGGGGGCUUCCAGCCCUGAUCCCUGCAUCCCUGGAUCCCUCCCCCGCGGGUGGCGGUGGGAAGGGGUGGUGAAAGCUUGGAGGUUGGGUUGGGACAGCAGAAAAUGCCUUGGAGGGGUGGGUGUGAUUAGGUAAGGGGACAUCCACCCACCCUGGCCGGUGUUUUAGGGUGCAGAGCAAGGACGGGCAGCCUGUGGGGCGGGGGGGAGGAUGCGACACUGGGGUGCUGAGCAGCUGCUGAAUGGUGCAGAGCUUUAAGCUCUUGGCUCAAAAAAGGGGUGGAGAAAGGAAAAACAUACCCGAGGGUUUGGGGUGAACGCUGCUGGAGGCGUUGGGGAGGGUUGUGCAGGACCCCCAUUUCUGAAAGGCUCGGGGGUGUCACCUUCCUGCAGCAAAGCCCCCCGCAGGUGUGUAUUGUCCCCAUGCACAGGGUGCUCCCAGCAGGUGAUCCGAACAAGGGGUCACUUAGUAAAACCCCCCAAAAAGGCAGAGUUUGGGGUUCUGGCUGCUGUGCUGCUCUGCAGUGGGGCAGGAGGCCAAAUCGCGGGGGGGUGGGGUUGGUCGUGGCAGGGGAGGAUGGAUGGAUGGAUGGAUGGAUGGAUGGAUGGAUGGAUGGAUGGAUGGAUGGAUGGAUGGAUGGACGGACAGAGAUGGCCAGAGCCUACAAAAAAUCUCUGCUGGAAAGGGAAGAUGGCAGGGGGUGAAGAGGAAUGGGGGUGUGGGGUUUGUGGUAGGUUUCUAAUAAAGAUUUAAACCUGAUUAAAAGCCCCUUGCUUCCCCCAGUAGCCACAUGGGCAAGCUCUGCCUGCAGAGCAGCCUGAGCGCCCGGGCAGGGCCGGGCCUGCCCGCCUCCUCCUGCAGGUGAACAUUUUGCUACCUGCGUGGGGCUGGGAACCAAAAUCCACUUGCUGCCUGUGUUUCAGCCCGGGAUCUGGCUCUCUGGGGUCCUGGCUUCCCACAGAGCUGAAGCAGGGGCCAAAUAUCCUGAAUCCGGAGGCAGGCAGAAUUUCUGGUGAUUUUACACCAGCUUUCUUGUUCGCAAACCCCUUCCCAGAGCAGCCAAGGGGAAAGCACCAAGCAGACAAAAGCAAAACGCCCUUCGGGUUUCAGGGAGUUGAUCCUCCCCUUGCAGCAACAAGCACCUUCCAAACAGCAUUUUUGGGGGGCAGGGGGGUUUGUUAUGGAACAAAUGUUGCAGCCGAGUCGUGUUUUUUCUCCUCUUGCGGGGUUUGAGUUCCCGGCGCGAGUCCCGAUUUGUGUGGGCUGGUCCCAUCCGUUCAGGUGGCUCUCUUCCCGCUUCCUCGGGUUUCCUUGCUUUGUCUUCACCUCCAACACUUUGGUACUUGCUGUCAAGAGAGAGAGAAAAAAUAAUUAUUUAUUUUUGAUGCCACAGAAGCCACAUGUAUUAACCCUUUUCUGGGAGAGCGACCUGUUUGAAAUGUAAAAGCUGUAUUGACCCCAGCAGCUCCAGAGGGAUCAGGUUUUAGGAAUGACACGUGCAGGCUGUUAGUGGUGCGUUUUUUCACCUCCUGGUUUAGCAAAUGCUGGCUAUGGAAAGGCUGUUUUUACAGAGCUGGGUCCUUCCUGGCAGCUCGUUCCACCCAGCUGAGCAUCCCCUUGGAGAGAUGGCAGACCGCUGGAAGGUUCGCCUGGGCCGGGUGGGACGCUGUGCCCGUGCCCUUGCCAGCCACUCUGCUUUCUGCAAUAAUUAAAAAGACUUUUCCAACGAGUA
Messenger RNA from Prinia subflava (tawny-flanked prinia), 2856 nucleotides. RefSeq names its product ADP ribosylation factor like GTPase 4C (gene ARL4C). The record is from RefSeq and is a predicted model, not a curated record. Gene Ontology annotation, cellular component: cytoplasm; plasma membrane. Gene Ontology annotation, molecular function: GTPase activity; GTP binding. Gene Ontology annotation, biological process: intracellular protein transport; endocytic recycling. Lineage: Eukaryota; Metazoa; Chordata; Aves; Passeriformes; Cisticolidae.